Molecule: messenger RNA, 2254 nt
Organism: Cornus florida
Lineage: Eukaryota; Viridiplantae; Streptophyta; Magnoliopsida; Cornales; Cornaceae
Exons: 5
Coding region: 117-1853 (578 amino acids)
Molecular function (GO): microtubule binding
Source: RefSeq, a predicted model, not a curated record
CUAAAACUGGCUUUUUAGGCUUACUGUCAUAUUUUUAGAGGUUCAUAAAAUUUUUGCUCAAUAAUGUGGUGGCUUCUUUUUCUUCAGCAUUAAAGAAAUUGAAGGUUGGCUCUGGAAUGGUGAAUUCCAUGCCAGCUUCAAGAUUGCCAGGAUCGGAGAAAACUAAGGAGGCUUCUCUUGGUCGACGAAUUCUCAAGACAGCUAGAAGUGGAGAAUCCAGUACGAACUCCCCCUCAACACGACGAACCAAAAGUGCUAUGUUGGAUGCAUACAAAGCCAAAAUGGAAAACAUAACUGCAAAGUUUGGAUCUGGUCAAAGCUCAAUGGUGUUCAAGAAAUCUGGUUUUGAGGACUCUUGUAGUCAUGCCAUUAGCUCUACACCAUCCCCUAAACCAUCUUCUUCAGUUUCUUUCACUGGCGCCAACAAUUUAACAAUUUCUUGUUCUUCACCUGGCACGCCUGGUGGUGCUUCAUCCUCUAAAUCUUCCUCGAACUCUUUGAGAAGAAAAACAUAUUCCAGAAAAACUAAAAUGGAUGUAUCUGUUUCAACCUCUAAUACUCCUUCAAGAUACUCCGCAAGAAGCAAAAUCAGGUCGGAAAAUCCUAGUCCUCUCUCAACGCAUUAUAAAUCCAUUUCCUCUUGCACUUCUCUUGCUAGCUCUAUCGAUGGUUGCUCCUCAGAAUCAUCAUCAUCGGCUUCCACUGCCAAUCAAAGAUCUAGCAAUUCAAAGUCUAUUCUUAAUACUACUAGUAGAGGGCCACUACAGUUGCAGAAUCACCCUCGUGAUCAAUCCUCUCUUCGUGAAGGAAGUCAAUCCAUUGUUUGUGUCCAAAACGCUUCAAGGGGAACCGAUACUGUUGCAGCAAAAUCAACAAGGGAUUUCAAACCUUCAGGGCUUCGAUUGCCAUCACCGAAGAUUGGAUUCUUUGAUGAGGAGAAACACAUGGUGCCAACAGUAAGAGGAAGUUCUCAGCUUGAUUUUGAAGUACGAAGUGCUUUGCCUUGUAUUGAUAGGGAUACAAAGAACAAAACGGAUGAUAUGCUUCAACCAGCAAGAACUUUACUCGAGACUCUGCAUAUGAAGCCCGGUUCUCAGCAAACUGGAGUGCUACAUCUUUCCUCGGGCAUGAAGCCUAGGAAUGCAGCACGAUUUCAAGAGCUAGAUAAUGCUUCUAAAGUGUCCGGCACAUCAAGGACCAAAAGAAAUUGCUUAGACACCUCCCUAAAAGCUCAAAUCGAUACAUCUCCUGCAGUGGACAGUGAGAAAUGCUUGAAAACUAGAAAAGUGACUGCAGGAGGACUGGAUGCAAGAAAAUUUAGCCCACACUCUAGUUUGAGAGAAGAAAGGAAAGGAAAUGGAGGGAUUUUGAAGAAUAAAACAAUCAUAGAGAGCAAAUGGCACAUCCGCUUAAGAGGCAAUAAGAUCAGUACCAACAAAGGUGAAACUGGUGUCCACAGUGAAGAAAGCAGCCAGAACCAUCCUGAGAAUGAUCUGCAUUUACUUCAAAAAACCGAAACAGAAAAUUUAUCUGAUUUUGAAGAUCAAGUUGAUGGUUUAAGAAAAUACUUAGAAGUCAUUGAUCUCAGCAAGGACUUGGUGACCGAGCACAAACGGAAAAGGGGUUGCUCUUACUCCCAUUGUUAUGACAAUUCCCUUGAAAAUAGAAGCACGCUCUAUCUUCCCACAAGUGUUGAGUUUUUACCUCGCACAAGGACUCCAUUGGCAGAGAAGAAUUCUGUUUGCAAUGGAGGUGGGGUGUUUGGUGGUUUAACAGAAUCAACGACAGAAAAGGCGGCGGAGAAGGCGUCAGCUUUACCCUCUUCAGAUAGCACUCAGAAGGAGAAUAGCUGAGCCUUUCGAGCUCAAUACAGGACUUUGGAGAUUGGAGUAAUGAAUAUGGACACGCAUUGGAGAUUGGAUAUGAGAAAACUUUCAGAUUGCACAUACUCUUGUCGAUUCGAAUGGAAUAUUAAACAAAAGAGGUCAUUUCUUGAAAUAAAAAUCAGUAGUUUCAUGAUUUAUUUGGAAAUGCAAUGAAAAUGGCAUAAACAUCAGAAGGCUUUUAAACUUUUGUAGUCCGAAUUGAUGACUUUUCCAUGUGUUUUGAGUUGUAGUUGUUCUAUGUUUCAUAUAUUUUCAUUCUGAUUGUGAAUUUGUGAGAUUGGUUAGUUGUGCAAAAGUCCACUCAGAUGCUGGAUUUGUAUUUUGAUUAGAACUCAGGUAAACUCUAUUUUUUUUUUUUUUUUUUUUUU